This is a messenger RNA of Cylindrotheca closterium, 1443 nucleotides long. Lineage: Eukaryota; Bacillariophyta; Bacillariophyceae; Bacillariales; Bacillariaceae. The record is from the annotation of a GenBank genome assembly.
AUGGUUGCUGAACUUGGACAAUAUGUUCAUGCAAUUGGGACUGAUUCCAACAAUUUGAUGGAACCCCGAAGUAUCGAAGCAAUUUACAUUGAACCUACAAAGCGUGUUGAAGCUUGGGCUGCUGCCAAAUGUGUUACUUCCAUGAAGUUCUUUGAUAAGAAGAGAGAUUUGGAGACAUUUCAAGAUGGCGAUCAAAUUGCAGGAGUGGAUGACACGGAACAAGGUUACUUAGAAGAAGCCUUUGAUCAGGACUAUGAACCUGAAGAUGAAGAUGAAAAUGAUUUCAAUCUACAUGGACAAUUCGAUGAUAUCGAUGAUAUUGAUGACUCCAAAAGAGAAGAGCUCUUGGCAGAUGCAGACAAUGAUGUCAAUGAUAUGCCAGAACUCACUGUCAGAUUCCAAGGAGAUGACAACUAUGAAUCAGAUGACGAUUCGGGUGAUGAAGGCGAUGAAGAGGAAGAACCUAUUGUGGCCGAUUUGGAUCACCAUCAAGAAAAUGUCGAUAGAGGAACCGAUGAUAUUGGGAGCCUCGUUACUGAUCUGGAGGACCUACAAGAGCCGCCAGAAGAAGAGAUUGUAUUUGAGCGUGAAGAAACGCCUCAAGUAGCAAAAAGUCACUCUGGGCUGAACCUUUCUCAAGUUCCAAAGAAACCAAGAGAAUGGCCUUUGAGCAGGAGUGGCAGUUCUGCCAAUAAGAACAAGAAUCGAGUUGCGACAAGACGCAAGCAUCGAGAAAGAGAAUUGAAACCCUUGAAGAACAAGUUAAAAUCUGGCAUUUAUUGGGAAGAGAUGAAAGCUGAUUAUGAAGAGCACGACGUUAUUCUGAUCGCUCGUUGCAUGAUGCAGAUCAAGGCCAAGUUCGAUACUGAUGAAGGUCUGAACUUCAUUCAACAGUAUUACAUCAAUCAAGGACUGAAGAAGUUUGGUGAUGAUGGAAAGGAUGCUGUGGAAAAGGAAUUGAGACAAAUGCUCCUGAAAGAUUGUUUUACUCCCAAAUUUGUUAAAGACAUGACCGCGUCUAAGCAAAAGAAGGCCCAAUCAGCAAUGAUAUUACUUGUGGAGAAGCAAUUUGAAAAGACGAUUAAAGGUCGCCUAGUAUACCGAGGCGAUGGAACUUGUGAAUGGUUAUCGCGAGAGGACACUGCAAGUCCAACUGCUUUGCAGGAAGCAAUCACCACUACUUGUGUUAUUGAUGCACACGAAGGUAGAGAUAUAAUGACGAUGGACGUGCCUAACGCUUUCAUUCAAACUUAUAUGCCUGAAGCUAAGGAAGGAGAAGAUCGUAUCUACAUGAAAAUCACUGGCAUCCAUCGCAGCCUUGACUUAUCUUGGAGUGAAUCCUUCCUUGUUCUUUCGAACGGUUGCCAUCUUGGAGGUCAUCUCGAGUCCAGCAUAUCCAUUCUGUUUGUUUGGAGAAAGUUCGAAAUGGGGUUGAUUAUUUAA